Messenger RNA from Halteromyces radiatus, 2070 nucleotides. RefSeq lists its product as uncharacterized. The annotation marks the transcript as partial. The transcript is spliced from 3 exons. The record is from RefSeq and is a predicted model, not a curated record. NCBI's taxonomy places the organism in Eukaryota, Fungi, Mucoromycota, Mucoromycetes, Mucorales, Cunninghamellaceae.
AUUUUUAGUCUGGAUGAUUUGGAUGAUCUUAAUACCUUGAUACCUUUAGAUCGAUUGAAAAAUAGUUGUGAAUCUGCUAUUAUAUAUCAUAACCUUCGUACACCAACUAUAUCUGUGAAUAACAUUCUACUUGAACCAAAUACCCUUGAUAAUGUCGAUAUCUAUAUGCAAAGAAAAUCAGCAACUGGAAUCAAGUUUAAGAAACAUAAUGUCACUAACGAUAACAAUAGCUUAUUACAAGAAGCAACAACAAAUGACACAGUGAUCGAUCUUCAAAAGUUGAACAACAAAUCUGAUACCUCUCCUGUUCACCCAACUUUAGCAAAAUCAACUGAAGGACUUUCGCAUCACAUUACUAACGAUGACUCUGACACUUCCUCUAUCUACUUAUCUCCUACAGAAACAAUUCAAGAACAAUCACAUAAUAUUACCGAAAUCAAUAACGAUUCUGAUACUUCUUCUAUCCUUCCAACACCGUCGACAUCAGCAGAAGAGCACUCACGCCAUCAUAUUUACACUGACAGUUCCUCCAUUCAUCCAUCACUUGAAGAAACGGUACAAGAACAACGAAAUCAUAACAUCGACCUUAUACGUUCUCCUUCAUCCUCUAAUCAUUCAAUAUCAGAUGAUGUAAUUCAAGAACCAAGACACGAAAUGAUGGGUGAGAAUAGUCUUUCGGAACAACGGCAACAUGUGGAGAACCAUAUCUAUCCCUAUUCUACUCAACUGCCUGCAGAUGAAGAACGAAGAGAAUUUGAUCAAACUCCAACGCCAGAAGAAGAAGAAGAAGAAGAAUUAUAUGAAUUGGAUACCAGCGAUGAAGAAUUUGAUCUAGGCAAAAAUAUUGACAACAAUAAUACAACGGACGACUUUGACAAAGACAACACAGAAUCUUCCGACUCACCCAAUGAUGGAGGCAAUAAUCAAGAUCCUUGUAUUAGUGGCAAUAGUGGAUUUCCACCUGGAUAUUUAGUCGAUUCUAAUCUUGAUGAUGAUGGCAACCAUGUUCCUACUUUGGCGAUUGAAAGAAAACGAAAUCAUUCAAGUUCUGGCGACCAACAAGAAGAGCGGUCUUACAAACGACAAACUUUGUCAACGACAGGAUACGAAAAGGACAAGUCAUUACAGUUUACUGAUGAUAUUGAUGAACAUCUAUUUUCUCAGUCACCACCGGGAUCACAAGGAAUAUCACAACAACGUCAACAAGUUCAACAAUCAUCAGUAGCAUUGCAAUCGUCAUCACCCUUACCAUCAUCCGCAUCGGAAACAUCACAAGCGCCUCUGUCGCCUUUAGCGUUACCAUCAUCAUUAGAAUUACAAACAUCACAAGCAUCUCCUUCGCCAUCAAUAUUACUAGCAUCGCCAAUACCUGGAUCACCAUCACCCUCACAAUCAUCAUCUGCAACAGAAUCUUCGCAAACAUCAUCUCGACCAACAACAAUAGGAGCAUCAACUAGCAUAAAUAACCGGAAAACCUUCAUCGGAAGAACAAGAAUCAGAAAACGAGGGAAUGUAAUCAAUUCUGCACCACGAUCACCCGUAGCCAUCCGCUGGAACGAUAGUGAUGACGAAUUUAUUCCUGAUAGUGUCAAUAAUAGUGACAGUGACGAAGAAUCUAUUUCGGAUGAUGUCAAUGAUAUGGACAGCACAAGGCAAGGAAGACGGCAACUGCCAACUACAAUGCGACCUCUGCAAAAGGAACACUCACGAGCACGUCCAAUACCUUAUCGCAGACGUUACACUACCUGGACCAAUGACGAACUCGAUGCUCUCAAGGAAGGACUGGGUUAUUUUAAAGGAAAUAAAUGGAUUGCCAUCAAGAAUCGACAUGCGGAACGGCUUAGAAAUCGCACAAAUGUGGAUCUACGUGACAAGGCUAGAAACGAAAUUGAAAGAAGACAGAAAGAAGGUCUCCCAUUAGAAGAAUUCCAAUAUGUUUGUUAGUUUUGUUUCCCUUCUCUCCCUCUGUCUUGUUUAUAUAUAUAUAUGUAUUUUUAUAUACCUUCUCUGAUCACUUAUAUAUCAUUUAAUGCAAUAAAAAAACAAAUACUAUAAAAUAUUGGAUUCAUC